AUGUGCAAUCCAAACACCACACCCACCAUCACCACUGAUCAAAAACCCUCACACCCACCAACGAAAACCCAUUUCUAUCUUGAUCUGCUACCACCACUCACCACCCCAAAACACCCAGAAACAACCGUAAAACACGGAGAAAAGCCAACCCAAUUCUCUCUCCCAACCCCCUCAGAAAUCAUCAAUGAAACCAAAGCACUAUUCCACCUUUCUUUUCCCAUCGCUCUCACAGCUCUAAUCCUCUACUCUCGUUCUAUCCUCUCCAUGCUCUUCUUAGGUCACCUCGGUGACACAGAGCUCGCCGCCGGCGCUUUAGCCAUCGCCUUCGCAAAUAUCACCGGAUAUUCAGUACUUUCCGGCCUGGCUUUAGGCAUGGAACCUCUCUGUUCACAAGCUUUUGGAGCGCAACGGCCAAAGCUUCUCUCUCUAACAAUGCAAAGAUCAGUCAUUUUUCUUCUCUUUUCUUCAAUACCCAUCACAUUCCUCUGGCUCAACAUUUCAAAAAUUCUUCUUUAUUUACACCAAGACCCCAAUAUCACCGGCUUGGCUCACACAUAUCUAAUCUUCUCACUACCUGACCUUUUGACCAACUCCCUCAUUCACCCAAUAAGAAUUUACCUUCGCGCACAAGGGAUCACCGUCCCCGUAACAUUGGCAACUCUCUCCGGAACGGUGUUGCACUUGCCGGUCAAUUACGUGUUCGUUUCAUGUCUCCGGCUAGGCGUGGCUGGUGUCGCCGCUGCAUCCGCCGCGUCGAAUUUCAUUGUUUUGUUGGCGCUUGUAACGUACGUGCGGGCGAAUGACUUACACGCCCCAACGUGGACGAAACCGAGCCGAGAGUGCUUGACUGGCUGGAAGCCGUUGAUUAAGCUGGCAGCUCCGAGCUGUAUUUCGGUGUGUCUCGAGUGGUGGUGGUACGAGAUCAUGAUCGUGUUGUGUGGGCUUUUAGUGGAACCCAAGGCCACGGUGGCCUCCAUGGGUGUUUUGAUCCAAACCACAUCGUUGUUAUAUAUAUUUCCGUCGUCACUUGGGCUUGCUGUGUCAACUCGGGUGGGUAAUGAACUCGGUGCGAAUCGACCCAAUAAGGCUCGGGUCUCAGCUAUGGUGGCGAUACAUAUAGCGGGCCUAAUGGGUCUAUUCGCCAUGAUUUUCGCAUCAUCAACGAGGGAUAUAUGGGCCAGGAUGUUUACAGAUAAUAUGGAGAUCCUACGGUUCACAUCUGCUGCUUUGCCAAUAUUAGGACUAUGCGAGCUUGGGAAUUGUCCUCAGACCGUUGGAUGUGGGGUUGUACGUGGGACUGCUCGUCCGACCACCGCAGCGAACGUGAACCUCGGAGCAUUUUAUCUUGUGGGCAUGCCCGUGGCAAUUGGACUUGGGUUUUGGGUAGGGGUUGGAUUUUGUGGGCUUUGGAUUGGGUUGCUUUGCGCCCAAGUUUGUUGUGCUGGGUUAAUGUUGUAUGUUGUUGGGACUACGAAUUGGGAUUAUCAAGCCCUGAGAGCACAAGUGCUCACGUGCACAGGACUCG
Messenger RNA from Ilex paraguariensis (yerba mate), 1525 nucleotides. The record is from the annotation of a GenBank genome assembly. NCBI's taxonomy places the organism in Eukaryota, Viridiplantae, Streptophyta, Magnoliopsida, Aquifoliales, Aquifoliaceae.